Messenger RNA from Anthostomella pinea, 1107 nucleotides. NCBI's taxonomy places the organism in Eukaryota, Fungi, Ascomycota, Sordariomycetes, Xylariales, Xylariaceae. The record is from the annotation of a GenBank genome assembly.
AUGUCCUACAACAACCGCGUCAAGACAAAUACAGCAGCUCCUAACAUGGGCUCUUUGCUCAAAGACGUCACACUACCAGCCGACGCCGAAGACACCAUCUCGUCCGUCUCGUGGUCGCCCGUCGCCAACCACCUGGCGGCGGCCUCAUGGGACGGCAAGGUGCGCGUCUACGACGUCGCCGCCAACGGAUCGGCGCGGGGGGCAGCGGUGCUCUCCGUAGAUGGCCCGGUUUUCGACUGCGACUGGGCCAAGGACGGAACCAUGGUCCUCGCUGGAGGCGCCGACAGAAAAACACACCUCCUGCACGUGUCCACGGGCCAGCAGAUGACCGUUGGCGCGCACGACGCACCCAUCCGCGGCGUCCGCUUCGUCGACGUCCCGGGAUCCAACGCCCCCAUCAUCGCGACCGGAUCCUGGGACAGAACCGUCAAAUUUUGGGACGGCCGCCAGCAAACGCCGCUUGCCACGCUUGCGUGCGCAGAACGCGUCUACUCGAUGGAUGCGAAAGCACGUCUCCUGGUCAUCGCAACCGCCGAGCGCCACAUCCACCUCGUCGACCUCCAAAACCCGACGGUGUUUCUCCGCACGGUAGAGUCGCCGAUCAAGCAUCAGACGAAGGCGGUCGCCGCGUUUCCGGACGGCAAGGGCUGGGGCACCGCGAGCAUCGAGGGACGGUGCGGGAUCAACGCGUUGGAUGAGCAGGACACCAGCAAGACGAACUUCACCUUCCGCUGCCACCGCGAAAACCCGCAGCCGCAGCCCGGCAACAACAAGCAGCAGCGCAACACCAACACCAUCACCAAGGUGUACUCAGUCAACUCGGUGCAGUUCCACCCGACGCGCCCGAUGACAUUCACGACGGCGGGCUCGGACGGCACCUUCAGCUUCUGGGACCGCGUCGCGCGCACCCGGCUCCGGGGGUACCCGUCUGCCGCCGGUGAUGGUAACGCGAUCACGGCCACGGCGUUUAGUCAUGAUGGCGGCUUCUUCGCCUACGCCGUCGGCUACGACUGGAGCCGCGGCCAUGCCGGGAACUCGCCGCAGGUCCGGACGGGGCUGGUGCUGCAUCCUGUGUCGGAGGAGGACGCGAAGCCUAAGGGGAGAUAG